AUGGUCCGGCCGGUACCGGAAAUGCCAGAUUCUCCUCUAUCCGAUUCUCCAGCCCCUCUGUCUAUCUCAUCGUGGAUCAACAAAGUCGAAGGUAACACUGUUAAACCGUUGUCCCUUUUUGAGGAGAACCAACCAGAACCUCUCACCCACGCCGCUCACAACAGUUCCCUAGGAGCACCCAGGAAUCUGGAACAGGCUUUACCAGACCCUAAUAUCCAUACAACCGAAGACAGUUUUCCUGGAGCACCCACAAAUAUCGACCCGCAGUCAUCGGAACAUGUUACGGCCAAAAACCCUCCUCAAAGACAAGGAACCUUGCAGUCAGUAGUCGCGAAACGGCCCGGUCGAGGUCGAAAAGCCGCAAAUAGUGGCCCUACGAUAGUGGCAGACACCGAGACGGAUACACUUAAGGAGCAAAGGGGGACGAAGAGGCCGAGAACUGGGGAUGCUGUGUCUUCGCCAGAAGGCACACAAGUUGCGCAGAAGAGGAGGAAACUUGCCAACCGUGCAACCAAUUCGAAGAGCAUAAUAUUCAAAAUGACACAUGAAUUCGCAAACUCCAAUAUCGGGUCCGUGUCAGAAGGCCCAAUGUUGAGAUCGAUAGGCCCCCAUGAAGAACCGCUCGCCCCUACUCUUGGAGUAGGCACUGUGAGUCGUCUGGAAGGACCACGCGGGUCCUCUUUGUAUGAGACGCAUCAUCUGACAAGGAAAGGUCCAAUUCAGACUUGCUGUACUUCAGCCGGUGCACGUGAAAGCCCUGCACUUCUAAAGCGGGGGAACAGAUCCACCACCAUUACGAACCUCGAAUCGAGACGACAGAGUCGCUUUCAAGUUUUCAGAAAGCGGAAAUGGGACAUAGUUGCUUGUGUGCAGGUGAAGUCUCAGCGACCAAGAUGGAAGAAGAUCUGA
Messenger RNA from Hyaloscypha bicolor E, 909 nucleotides. RefSeq lists its product as uncharacterized. The transcript is spliced from 3 exons. The record is from RefSeq and is a predicted model, not a curated record. The coding region runs from base 1 to 909 and encodes 302 amino acids. NCBI's taxonomy places the organism in Eukaryota, Fungi, Ascomycota, Leotiomycetes, Helotiales, Hyaloscyphaceae.